Molecule: messenger RNA, 1314 nt
Organism: Manihot esculenta (cassava)
Lineage: Eukaryota; Viridiplantae; Streptophyta; Magnoliopsida; Malpighiales; Euphorbiaceae
Product: transmembrane protein 45B
Exons: 1
Coding region: 163-1101 (312 amino acids)
Source: RefSeq, a predicted model, not a curated record
CCUCUAGACUGUUUAGAAUUUCAACUCUCUUUCCCCUCUUAAAAACCCCCCCACUCUCUUCCAAUCCACUCAUAUUAUUCUUAUCUCCAAUACCCAAUUCUUCAUCUUCAACAAAAUUUUCCUAGAAAAUCAAGAACCUGCUUUCUCUCUGCACAAACAUUAAUGGGUACUUUGGUUGGCCAUGUAGCUCCAGGCUUUGCCUUCUUGUUUCUUGGUUUCUGGCAUCUGUUUAAUCACAUCAGAAUCCAUGCUCAAAAACCCAAUUCUUAUAUCUCUUCUCCUUGGUUUCCAACUUCAAAAUCUAGAUACAUAGAGCUUUUCUUGAUCAUGAUUGGUAGCUCAAUCUCUGUAUCCAUGGAGCUUUUCAUUGGUCCUGAGAGACACCAGCCCUUUGAUCCUGAUGGAACCAUACCAUCAAACCAUCUUCAUAACUUUGAGCACUCUUCAAUCUCAAUGACUUUCUUUGUGUAUGCAGCUUUUGCAAUUGUUCUUGAUAAAAUUAAGCCGAAGGCUCAAUAUGGUUUAACUCAGUUUCUUGCAGCAAUAGCCUUUGGGCAACAGCUUUUUCUCUUCCAUCUUCAUUCAGCUGAUCACAUGGGUGUUGAAGGCCAAUAUCAUUUGCUUCUCCAAAUUGUUAUAGUUGUUUCUCUAGCCACCACACUCAUGGGCAUGGGUAUGGCUAAGAGUUUCAUGGUCAGCUUUGUUAGGUCUGCAAGUAUUAUGUACCAAGGAGUGUGGCUCAUAACCAUGGGCUAUGUACUUUGGACACCAUCUUUGGUUCCCAAAGGUUGUCUCAUUCACUUAGAAGAAGGUCAUCAAGUGGUGAAAUGCUCAGGGGAGGAGAGUCUGCACAGGGCUAAAUCACUAGUGAACAUUCAGUUCAGCUGGUUCUUGAUUGGAUUCACCAUCUUUGUGAUGUGCUUCUACUUGGGCAUGAUCAAAUUCUAUGGUGAACACAAAUUUGAAUACUCACUAACAAAAGAAGAUCAGCUGUUACUGGAAGAAGACUCAGAUGAUGUUGAAUCACAAAACAGUCUCAGCAAAUCAAACAGCUUCAUGCAUAUUGGAAGAAGCUCUGCUCCAAUUGACAUAGAAAGGUAAGAAGAAGAAGAAGAAGAAGAAGAAGAUGGCAGAGAGUUUGAAAGCAAAUUGUAAUUAGGUGUGUAUACAAAAUUAAAUUAUUAGGUUGGUGGGAUCCCACUCUUUGUUUAAUUAAGCAUUCAAUAAUGUUUGCUUAAUGAAAAACAAUAGCAUGGGAAAAUUAAAGUGUGUUGUUUAUUAGGGGGAAUUUGGAAUUUGGCUUGGAUUGGUUGA